This is a messenger RNA of Porites evermanni, 1227 nucleotides long. NCBI's taxonomy places the organism in Eukaryota, Metazoa, Cnidaria, Anthozoa, Scleractinia, Poritidae. The record is from the annotation of a GenBank genome assembly.
AUGGAACGUUACUAUGCUGUCGUAUAUCCUCUUGGUAACAAAGGAAAGCUAACAAUACGCAAGCUAAAGGUAACCUUUUCUGGAAGCACUGCAGCGUUGACCCCCAAUCCAAUAUUUUCGAAUUCUCGCACAUUUUUUAAAUCCCCCACGAAUUUUCACUCAUUUAAAACAUUCGAAAAAUCAUCUAAAAAUUCUCAAACAAUUGUUGUACUAAGGACUUUGACCUAAUAGCGAUAGCUACGCUGACGUUAACUAUUGAUAUUACUUUACCGAGAAGAAAUUAUUUUGGUCCACUCAUUGGACCAAUCUUAGUGCGCUUGAAGAUUCUAUAGAUAAUUUGUGUUCCAGCUUUAAAGGCUAAGAAAAUAAACUGUUUACUUUCUUUGGCUGCGGUAAGGAUGUUACAGGUCAAAUUUAACUCAGGUUAAUUUUUUUUAACCUAGGUUGAUUCUUUAAUUCUCCUGGCCCUAAUUUUUGAAUAAUUAGGGCCAGGAGAAGUAAGGAAAUAAAUAAUCAACUUAGGUUAAAAUUUUUAACCUGAAUGUAAAUUUUGACCUGUAACACAGAUUUAAAAAGAGCAACUAUCAGGCAAAGAUUGAACGUGUGGUAGUAACGUUUCUUUUUUUGUAAGUUUUUUUACUGGACAAAGACAGAAUGGAUAAGUUACUGCCGUUCCACUAAGAGGCAAGAAGGUUCCAGAGGGGGUAGACAUCCUUGCAUUCUCCAAACAGAUGCUCUAAGGUCUGCAUCAAUCCACACACGUGACAAGAGUCACUGUCAGUAAUUUUGGCCUUGAAAAGUUUUCCGCGUGUGUACAGGAUCUGAUGGUAGGUUAAUGUUUGUUGUGCAUGGUACAGAUAUUGUUGAGUUUCUUUUCAAAGUCGUAAUUAUAGUAAUGACAUCAUAAGCAAUACCAAGAAGCAGCCCUUCUUUUCUUUCAUUUGGACUUUCUCAGAAUAACUGCACUUACCAAAACCGUACACAGUCUAGGUUAGUCGAGGGGAUGAUGACCUCGACAUAUUUUUUUUAGAGCUAAUAAUUCCUGGUUCAUGGAUCCUCGCAGUGAUUAUUAAUAUUCCAGAAUUUAUAAAGCAAGACUUUGUAGAGGAACAAAAUCCCAACUAUUGUAUUUACGAUUACGACUGGCCACAAAAAUGGAUGGAAAAAUCCUUUCUAUUGGCAGGAAUUUGCAUUCCUAUGCUUUGCUUUACCCUGAUGAUGGGGUAG